UUUACAUUUACGAGUACUCGGAUCCGAGUUUCGCUUCUUAGACUAAAUUUCGGAAAUGUAAACGGUUACUCGGAGCUCGUAGCGACUUCGAUCCGAGAUCCGAGCCCGGAUCGAAGUAGAAUACAAAAUUACAAUCCGACUUGUACGAGAGCACCUGUUUCUCGAUAAUAUAAAAUGGCGGAACUAAAGUUUUCCAGCGAGCAAAUGGAACAAUUUAUUGAUCUUUAUAGAUCAUUUGAGUGUUUAUGGAACAUUAAAUGUACAGACUAUAGAGACAUCAACAAAAGGAACAACGCGUAUGAAGCUAUUGCCGAUAUUAUGAAUAUUUCAAUAGAAAACGUGAAGAAGAAAAUAAACAACAUUCGAUCGACGUAUUUGCAGGAAAAGAAAAAAGUUGAGUUACAAAAAGUACAGGGUCGGGCGCAGAGGAUAUUUAUAUUCCAAGCUUAUUUUGGUUUAGUAGUAUGGCCUUUUUGGAUGACGUUACAACAUCAAGGAAAACAGUGUGUACUCCAACUACAAAACAAUAUGUCAAAAAAUCAACAAAUAAAGAAUGUGAUAAUACUAUUACACCUAUUACACAAGGAACGUCACGCAGUACUAAUCCUCCUCGCAACAAAAAAGUUCGUAGACAGGAAACAGAUUCUGAAAGAGGUUUUGAAGAUGCCGUGAGUAGUUUGAGUGCGAUAUGUAAGGAGGAAUCAACAGAAUUUGACAAGUUUGGGGAGAGCAUAGCAGCGCAGCUAAAACAGUUUCCUUUGGAAGAUGCUGUAAAACUGCAAUUAGAAAUUCAGCAACUUAUAAGGCAAACCAGAUUACGAGUAAUUAACCGCCAUAAAACUUCGCCAGUUUCGAUAAAUACUUGCAACCCAGGAUUAACUGCAUGUAUGACAUCUCCAUUUUCCCCAGAUGACUAUAAUCCCUCACCAUCUUCUGUUAAUUCUUAUCACUCAGAUCAUACAGUGAAUGUUCUAACAUAAAUAAAAGAACUAAUGAUUCAAAUACCAUUUUUCUAGUAAUGUGUGGUGCUCAGAUUAUUGACCAGUCUAGUGAAGACACAGAUAUUUAAUAUUUUUGUAGAAACCUUAAUAAAAUUACUAC
Molecule: messenger RNA, 1101 nt
Organism: Acanthoscelides obtectus
Lineage: Eukaryota; Metazoa; Arthropoda; Insecta; Coleoptera; Chrysomelidae
Source: the annotation of a GenBank genome assembly